CUGUAGCAUGACUGUGUAAAACCGCCCGGGAAGGGUUGAUUGCCAUUAGCAGCCAGCGAUGGCGUUGGGUGUGCUCAGCCCGAGCCGUGCAAGGAGAGCUUUAAGAGGUUUAUGAGCAGCCCGAGGUUCAGCAGUUCAUGUUUUGUGGCUGCAGCGGGGCUAGGGAUCCCUUCCUGAGGGAGGAGGCAGAGAAAGCCCGCACGGAGAAUGAGCUCAUCGGUGUAACUCGAUCUGCUGCUGCCCCUGGAUGGUGGGGUGAAAUCCAGGUGUUUGGGUCUGGGCUGUUUGUACUGGUGGCACCCAAACCGUGGGGCUGUAUGAACCAGUCCUGCAGGUCAGAGGACUCAGGGAUGGUUUUCCUUGCACCACCUGUUGCAGAAUCCACUCUGAUGACACAGCUGGAAAAUUCCAGAGCCUGUUUCUGAGCUUCCCCACUGCCUGCUUAUCAAAGGACUUGCACAAACAAUAUAAAAAUCUCCAGAGCAGCAAGUCAGCGCUGAUUUUUCCCAGGUGCUUUGUUUGCUUUGUGCUCAAACAGUCACCUUUAACUCCUUUAUUUUCGUCUUCCCUUUGGAAAAGGAAAGGAGCUCUCAGUAAAAAAUGUCGUGGAUCAGAGAGGGCGAGCUGACCAUCAUAGAGAGGUUCUGUGCCAACAUCAUUAAGGCAGGUCCGAUGCCCAAGCACGUUGCCUUCAUCAUGGACGGCAAUCGCCGCUACGCCCAGAAGUGUCACGUGGAGAGACAGCAGGGACAUUCCCAAGGCUUUGAUAAGCUGGCACAGACACUGCGGUGGUGCUUGAACCUGGGCAUUCGGGAGGUGACAGUUUAUGCCUUCAGCAUUGAGAACUUCAAACGCUCCAAGGAGGAGGUGGAUGGGCUCAUGGACCUGGCCAGACAGAAGUUCAGCCGCCUCCUGGAGGAGCAGGAGAACCUGAAGAAGCACGGGGUGUGCAUCCGUGUCCUCGGGGAUCUGCCCCUCCUGCCUGUGGAUAUCCAGGAACUGAUUGCCCAAGCUGUGCUGGCAACCAGGAACUACAACAAGUGCUUUUUGAAUGUCUGCUUCGCAUACACAUCGAGACACGAGAUCAGCAAUGCUGUCAGGGAGAUGGCCUGGGGGGUGGAACAAGGACUGCUGGAACCCAGUGACGUGUCUGAAUCGCUGUUGGAUAAAUGUUUGUACACCAACAACUCCCCCGACCCAGACCUGCUGAUCAGAACCUCUGGAGAGGUUCGACUCAGUGAUUUCCUGCUCUGGCAGACAUCCCACUCAUGCCUGGUGUUUCAGUCAGUCUUGUGGCCAGAAUAUUCCUUUUGGAACUUAUGUGAAGCUAUCCUCCAGUUCCAGAUGAACUACAGUGCUUUACAGAAGGCCAGAGACUCCUACCUGGAGGAGAGGAGGCGACAGCAGAUGGAGAGGGACCAGGCUUACGUGACCCAGAAGCUGCAGCAGGAGGGGUGCGCGUCCCACGGAGACUCGCGGCGCCGGCGGACGCUGCUGCAGAAAUGCACGGCCCUGCGGGAGGAGAGGAUCCAGGGCUUCCUGCAGGCCCUGGAGCACAAGAGAGCCGACUUCUUUGAGAGAUUGUGUCCGGUGUCUGCAUGACACAGGUGCUGGGCUCUGGGGAACGCAGUGUUCAGAGGGAGCAGCUGCUGCCCAGAGGGACUGGCUCAGCAGGGUCCUGCCGUGGGCACCCGGGGCUGCUCCAGGACCUGCCCGGGGCAGGGAUGGGUGCUGUGAACUCUCCUGGUCUGUGAUGCUGCUGAGGAAGGUGAUGCUGUCCUGUGUCACCUCCCUGCCCUGGUGACAGAUACCUGCACCCUGCUGGCUCCUUGACAGGCCAGGUGUUCCGGUGACAAGAAGUUAACUGCAAUGAGCCUCCUCCAGUUCUCUGAUUCCUCCUGAACUGGCCCAGCCAAACCAGUUCAGUCCUGUUAAAUCAGUCUGGGCUUGGGUUCUUUCCAUGGCUUUGCAGUAGGGAAUCUUCUGUUGAGGUGUCCUCUGCUGUCCCAUCCAUAGAGCCCUGCUUUCUGCAGGGAGAGGAUUAUUCCUGGUGUCAGGGACAUUCCCCACUGCCUACUCAGUGAGAGCAUCUUGUCUUUUCCCCCCCUGACUCUGCUGGGUUGGGUGUAUCCACUCCAGGCUUCCAGGGAGCUGAAGGAAGGGUUCCCAGCCUUGCUGUAAAGAAAAAGCUGCUCCAAAGCUUCAGCAGGUUCUGAGAUCUCUCCUGGGCAGUGUCUUUGGGGAAGCGCAGAAGAUGCUGGUGUUGGGCCACACUGACCUUGGGAAGGGCUCUGAGCAGGCAGGAAAAAAAGGAUUGGUUGGGAAUGAACCUUCUCAGGAAGGAAAGGAAAUUGGCUAAACACAGGUGAUGGCUACCACAUGCCAAACCCUCUGAGGGUGUUCCAGGGAAUGAGGGUGGGCUUAAUUCAGGAAUACAGUAGCCAAAACCACCAAUGUCUGACCCCAGCCAAAAUGGUUCAGAAUGAUAUUAAAGGGAGUGGCUGGAGCAGCUGUGGAGUAUUGUUCUCAGUUUUCCAUUGGCAGGGAGAUGGACAAGCUGAUUUCCAGGAUUGUUUCUGUCUCUGAUUCCUCCUGGCUUCCGUCCCCAUGAUCAAAAUACCUGAAAAUGUCUUGAUUUUUGCUCCUGCUGCACACACAGGUGUGGCUGUACCAGCUAUUGCUGGGUUUGAAGUGUUUCUUCUUACCUCCAGGUGAAAACCACAAAAUGCAGAUUUAAAAGCCUUGUGCACUUGGCCUGUGAUUGUGAAGAGAAGAACUGUGUAGUCAAACUGGGAAUAAAGUAUAUUCAUACCAAAGUUAUUUAAAAAAUAACCUGAAUGUUUAAAAGUAUGUAGAGCUGCUUAUUUUAAGGUGUGAUGAAGCUGGAAUCCAGGUUUAAUAUAAUAAUAUUUAAUCUGUGACAGACUCCUGCUGUGAUUCCUGUUAGCCUGGGAAUGAUUUGAAGGUUGUUUUUACAGUGUAGUGUGAGCAGUUUUCUGAUACCCCAAGGGAAGCUGUGUGCAGGUACCACCUCUUGUGUAAGUAGCAAAGAGAAUUUGGAUAAAAAUGUGCUGAGAUGAUGAGAGCUGUUGAUUUUAAACUUCUUCCACUGCAUUUUAUUUUCUCCACAUUUCAGGAAACUCUGGAAACAGUUUACUCUCCAUGAGAUGGAAACUCUCUAGUCUGCUUUACCAAGCUGAUGGGGAAACUCUUCUACUCAAAAAAUGCAUUUUUGCCUUAAGAAAAAACAAAAACCAAAAACUUUCCAUUGUGUUAUGACUCUACAGGUGACAAAAGCCACAGUGGUGGCUUUCCACAAAGUACUGCUCCUCUUGCAGGGGAGGUAAGUGAAGGAUCUGGUUUAUAAAAUACUUGUAUGGAAAGUUUUAAUCCAUUUUAUGGAAGGCAUCACUGGAGUAGGGGAGGAGGAAGAGUCCUUCAAACAGUGGCAAAAGGUUCCUGUUACCUGACUUUGUACAUUUCAACUGCAUCAGUUAUUCCAGUAAAUGCAAUUGCAGUUA
Messenger RNA from Cyanistes caeruleus (blue tit), 3521 nucleotides. Lineage: Eukaryota; Metazoa; Chordata; Aves; Passeriformes; Paridae. The record is from RefSeq and is a predicted model, not a curated record.